ACAUUUUUUUACUUUCAAAUUUUAUGUAAAAUUGACGUGUAUAAUACAAAUGGUAGAAAUUUAAAUAGACUUUUUAAAAAACUAAACACUUUGCAAUGGAGUAUUUCAAAAGUGGUCUGAAAUCAGUAUUGGGAACACAACAGCCUGGCGUCCAGCCAACAGGAGCCGAAAUAGUCGACAAAUUGGUAGAUCGCGUGACACUUUCCACAUUGCUGGAAGACAGGCGAGAUGCUUGCAGAGCACUCAAAGCACUAUCAAAAAAAUAUAGGGUGGAAGUUGGGGCCCAUGGAAUGGAUGCACUUCAUCAAAUUCUCGAGACUGACAGGGCCGAUUGUGAAAUAAUUGGGUAUGCUUUAGACACCCUAUGUAACAUAACAUCACCUGAGAGGUUUGAUGAAGAAGAGGAGAGGAACAAUGUCCACAUUAAUAUAAAUGUUGGAGAACAGUUUACUGAAAUGUUUAUUAAAAACCCUGACAAUGUAACACUGGUACUGAACUUUUUGGAAGAAUACGAUUUUCGUGUUAGGUGGCCAGCUGUUAGGCUACUGACAUCAUUACUGGUGAAUAAGCCCAAGCAAAUACAAGACAUAGUUCUUGUAAGUCCAAUGGGAGUAUCCAGGCUAAUGGAUUUACUGUCUGAUAGUAGAGAGAUCAUUAGAAAUGAUGCUUUACUUCUACUGGUUCAGUUGACCAAAUCUAACGCCAAUAUUCAAAAGAUCGUCGCUUUUGAAAAUGCAUUUGAUAGACUUUUUGAUGUAAUAAAGGAAGAAGGUUACACUGACGGGGGUAUUGUGGUGGAGGACUGUUUAUUAUUAAUGUUAAAUUUAUUAAAAAAUAACACUAGCAACAUAAAUUUCUUCAAAGAGGGUUCAUACAUUCAACGUAUGGCGCCUAUGCUAGCAAUUCCUGAGAAUAUUGAGGAUGUGGGGUGGAGUCCUCAGAAAGUAUCCAAUAUUCAUUGUGUACUUCAAUUAAUUAGGGCCUUAGUUUCGCCUAACAAUUCUGCACAAAUAACAACUUCAUGUCAGAAAAAUUUGCGCAAUGCUAAUAUUUUGGAGGCCUUAUGCAGUAUUCUAAUGGCCAAUGGUGUUCCAGCAGACAUUCUUACUGAAACAAUUAAUACAGUGGGUGAGGUAAUUAGAGGUAAUUUAAAUAAUCAGGAAUUUUUUGCGGGCGUGAUGGCUCCGUCAACUCCUCCUCGACCAGCAAUUGUGGUCCUUCUUAUGUCCAUGGUAAACGAAAAACAACCGUUCUCGCUUCGUUGUGCAGUGCUUUACUGUUUCCAAUGCUUUCUCUAUAAAAACGAAAUUGGCCAACAGCAAGUGGUCCAAACAUUACUCCCAAGUACGUCAAACAAUGCAUCCUUGACGACUGGUCAGCUUUUAUGUGGAGGUCUCUUUAACGCCGAUCCUUUGAGCAAUUGGUUUUCAGCCGUUGCUCUAUCGCAUACGUUAAUUGACAAUCCCGCGCAAAAGGAACAACUUCUAAGAGUUCUACUAGCAACAAAUGUGGGAUCUCAACCUUUCAGUCUUUUGCACCAGUGUGCAUUGUUCAUGCAACAAGCAUCAAAGCUCCAGUCGAAACUGGGAAUGCUGAUGUUGCUCUCUACGUGGAUGUCGCACUGUGCUCCGGCAGUAAAGAUGUUCCUGAACGUGCCUGGCGCUAUGGCGUUUCUCACUGCUCAGACCUCUGCAACAGAGAAUGAUAACAACGAAGAAGUGUUACAAGGUCUUUGCGCGUUCUUAAUGGGCAUCUGUGUUGUUUAUAACGACAAUUCCGUUCAAAAUUAUUCCAAGGAGAAUCUAUCGCAGCUGAUAGAAAAAAGGGUUGGAAUCGAAACGUACGUCAAGAAAUUGGCAGAGGUGUCGCGGCAUGAGGUUUACGCGAAAGCUGCGAAACAACCCCAAAUUAAAGCUAAACAUUCCAACGAUCUGUUACUCGAGUUCGAAUUCUGUAAAUUAUUCAAAGCAUUGGAAGGGGUCAUUAUUCAGACAUUAGGUGCUCAAAAACAGUUGUCGAAUGGUAUGACAGAAUUAAGUUUGAGCGAGCAGGAGAACGGAUUGCUGUUACAGUAUAAAGACUUGAUUAGGGAACAAGAUAAUAUGAUGAAGAAUUUAAAUGCAGAACUCGGAAAAUUAAAAGAAGAGAACACAAAUUUGAAGACACAAUUGGAUGAAGUAUUACAAACUAAUUCGCAACUUCAAGACCAAAACACGCUCCUUAAAGCCCAACUUGCUGCGGCUAGUGGAAAUUCGGAUGUUUCACAGUUGUUGCCAGUUUCUACUGAUGCCACUUCUACCAAUAUGCAAAACGAAAAGUUAAUUCAAGAACUAGAAGAAAAAGUCAAGAGACUGGAGGUAGACAACGAAAUAAAAUCUGAAGAAAUGGAGAAACUUCUGAAAGAUCAAGAAGACCUUUUGGAGCUCUUGACUGAUCAAGAUGCUACACUUAAUAAGUAUAAAAAUAGACUGAGAGAGUUAGGAGAAAAUAUUGCCGACGACGAUGGUGACUCUGAUAUAAACUCGGGGGAAGAAGUUGAGGGUGGCAUCACCAAGAACUGACUUGUGUCAACGUACACUAUGUAUUUAUGUAUAUUUUGUAAACAUAAUUUAUGAGUAUGUUUUAUUUCGUGAAUUAUCAAUAAAAAAAGUGGUCACUAU
Messenger RNA from Agrilus planipennis (emerald ash borer), 2660 nucleotides. It is a transcript of the gene p115, whose product is annotated as general vesicular transport factor p115. NCBI's taxonomy places the organism in Eukaryota, Metazoa, Arthropoda, Insecta, Coleoptera, Buprestidae. Gene Ontology annotation, molecular function: protein binding. Gene Ontology annotation, cellular component: cytoplasm; endoplasmic reticulum; Golgi stack. Gene Ontology annotation, biological process: endoplasmic reticulum to Golgi vesicle-mediated transport; transcytosis; intracellular protein transport. The record is from RefSeq and is a predicted model, not a curated record. The coding region runs from base 96 to 2561 and encodes 821 amino acids. The transcript has 4 exons.